AGGUGGGCAGAUUGUACAUUAGUGGUGUUGCUGGAUUCAGCUGCUUUUUCCCCAGGGGAUCCCUGCUCAGCUUGGCCCCAAACUACCUCUGCUAAUCCCACCAGAGGAGAGGAAGAGGAGCUGCUGUAUACACCCACCGCACACACACCAGCCUGUCUGUCAACUAGAAGCAGAGUGAAACACCUGAGACCAGAUCCAGCAGCAGACUGUGCACCAUGGACUUCCUUUUCCCAUUGCUGUUCUCCCCUCUCCCGACCCCAGCCAUCAUCUCCCUGUUUGCCCUGGCUGCUGCUACCCUGUUUUACCUCAACACACGGCCCAGCCCCCUCCGGAGCCCCGUAGACCUCAACUGUCAAACUCUGGGCAUCAAGGAUGGAGCGAGGAAGACUGCAUUGCUUGAGGAUAACAACAACCUGAUGUCGUAUUACUAUAAUGACGCCAAGACCCUCUAUGAAGUUUUUCAGAGGGGUCUCAAAGUUUCAGGUAACGGACCAUGUUUGGGCUACAGAAAACCAGGAAGGCCAUACCAGUGGCUGAAGUACAGACAGGUGGCUGAUAGAGCGGAGCACCUGGGUUCAGGGCUUCUCCAGAAGGGUUUGAAGCCAAAUCCGGACAAUUUCAUUGGCAUCUUUGCUCAGAAUAGACCUGAGUGGAUUAUCAGCGAACUGGCUUGUUACACCUACUCCAUGGUAGCAGUCCCCCUGUACGACACCCUGGGUCCUGAGGCACUUCUGUUUAUUAUCAACCAAGCGGAGAUCUCCACGGUGCUUUGUGACAAUCAAAACAAAGCAGAAACACUGCUGCAGACCCGGGAGACAGGCCAGACCACAGUUCUCAAAACUAUCGUCAUCAUGGACUCUUUCAACUCUGAGUUGGUCGAGCGAGGAACUAAGUGUGGGGUGGACAUUGUGUCCAUGCAGGAUGUGGAGGCUCUGGGGAAAAGCAAUCUUCAAAAGCCUGUUCCACCAAAGCCAGAGGACUUCAGUAUUGUCUGCUUCACCAGUGGCACUACAGGAAACCCCAAGGGAGCGAUGUUGACCCAUGAGAAUGUGGUCUCUGAUGCUGCAGGUGUCAUCAAAUGCUUUGAGACUGCAGUUGUUCCAAAUACUCAAGAUGUCAGCAUUUCAUUCCUGCCUUUGGCGCACAUGUUCGAAAGAGUCGUACAGACAGUGAUGUAUGGUGCUGGCGCUAAGGUGGGAUUCUUCCAGGGUGACAUCAGACUGUUGCCAGAUGACAUGAAAACCCUGCAGCCCACCAUUUUCCCAGUCGUGCCUCGACUUCUCAACCGCGUCUAUGACAAAGUUCAGAGCGGGGCCAAAUCGCCUUUCAAGAAAUGGCUGUUGAACUUUGCAGUGGAGAGGAAAUAUGCUGAAGUGAGGGAGGGCAUCAUCAGGAACAACAGCAUAUGGGACAAACUCAUCUUCCACAAAGUCCAGGAGUCUCUGGGAGGCCGAGUGCGGGUCAUGGUGACUGGAGCAGCACCCAUAUCUCCCUCGGUUCUCAACUUCCUCAGGGCUUCUCUGGGUUGCCAGAUCUUUGAGGCGUACGGCCAGACAGAGUGCACAGCUGGCUGCACCUUCACCACGCCGGGAGAUGCCACCUCAGGGCAUGUUGGGGUGCCUCUGCCUUGUAAUGUUGUAAAGUUGGUGGAUGUUGAAGAGAUGAACUACUUUGCUUCAAACGGUGAAGGAGAGGUCUGUAUCAUGGGUAGAAAUGUGUUCAAGGGGUACUUGAAAGACCCAGAGAAGACAAAAGAGGCCUUGGAUGAAGACGGUUGGCUACACACCGGGGACAUCGGAAAAUGGCUGCCGAGUGGAGUUCUGAAGAUUAUUGACCGGAAGAAGAAUAUCUUCAAGCUGGCUCAAGGGGAGUACAUUGCGCCUGAGAAAAUUGAGAAUGUAUAUGUACGAAGUGAACCUGUGGCCCAAGUAUUUGUGCAUGGAGACAGUCUACAGUCCUGCCUGGUUGCCAUUGUGGUCCCUGACCCUGAGUUCCUGUCUGGUUUUGCAAAGAAUCUUGGGUGCCAAGGCUCCAUUGAGGAACUCUGCAAAAACACGGAAAUUAUGAAAGCCAUUCUUUCAGACAUGACCAAACUGGGAAAAGAAGCAGGACUCAAGUCAUUUGAGCAG
Messenger RNA from Morone saxatilis (striped sea-bass), 2129 nucleotides. It is a transcript of the gene acsl5, whose product is annotated as acyl-CoA synthetase long chain family member 5. Gene Ontology annotation, biological process: long-chain fatty acid metabolic process. Gene Ontology annotation, molecular function: arachidonate-CoA ligase activity. The record is from RefSeq and is a predicted model, not a curated record. NCBI's taxonomy places the organism in Eukaryota, Metazoa, Chordata, Actinopteri, Moronidae. Gene Ontology annotation, cellular component: mitochondrion; endoplasmic reticulum; membrane.